AUGUCCUCUUUAAUUAGCAUUCAAAAUCUCCUCAAAACUCCAAAAGAUUCGACUGGAAUAAACUCACAAAGUUGGAAUCCCAGAUUUUCGCUUUUUUGGGAUGCCGACUUUGCCAGUUUAUUCCGGCCGAAUCCUUUGGAGUUUGGGGGAGACAUUGUGAGCUUUCUAACGAUAUCAAAAUCCGGCGAUUUUGGUGGUCGAAAGUCUCUGGAAAAUUGCCGUGGGGUUGGUCCAUCAAUCGAUAUAGGUCUCCCUAAAGAACAGAUUCAAGAACCAGACAUCACAAAGACAGCAGCCUUAAAGCCCACAAAAAAUCCUCAAACUCGACGAGGUUUCUUCUCUUUCCAACAGUUAAAUGCACUGGCGGUAAUCAUCGUACUCUCUGCAAGUGGAAUGGUAAGCAUUGAGGAUUUUGCUUUUGUAAUCUUCUCAAUAAUCUACAUGUAUUUCAUAUCAAAAACUGCCUUUCCAGCCACAUCACCCCUUGCUGAUCCCCCAGUGUUCGGAGAAACUAACAAAAUCCUUAGUAUUUACGUGUUUUUUGGGGCUGUAAUCGGAUUAUUUGUGCCCAUUGCAUACAUUUUGGAGGGUAUUUUUGAAGGAGAUAAGGAGGGGAUCAAGGCAGCAGCACCUCAUGUGUUUCUUUUAUCUAGUCAAGUUUUCAUGGAAGGGCUGUCCUUUUCAGGUAACUUUUCGUUACCGAUUCGUGUUUUCGUCCCUGUUUUUUACAAUUCGAGGAGGAUUUUCACCAUUGUUGAGUGGUUGAGGAGUGAAAUUUAUAAAGUGGAAGCAGAAUAUGGUGGCAGCAGCAGGAGAUUGUACAUUGGAAGAGCACUGGCCAUUGCAAAUAUGGUUUUUUGGUGUUUCAAUCUGUUUGGAUUCUUGUUGCCUGUCUAUCUGCCAAAAGCUUUCAAGAUAUAUUACUCUUCCAAGAAGAUUAAGGAUUGA
Molecule: messenger RNA, 948 nt
Organism: Olea europaea var. sylvestris
Lineage: Eukaryota; Viridiplantae; Streptophyta; Magnoliopsida; Lamiales; Oleaceae
Exons: 2
Coding region: 1-948 (315 amino acids)
Source: RefSeq, a predicted model, not a curated record